Scutellospora calospora is the source of this 278-nucleotide messenger RNA. Lineage: Eukaryota; Fungi; Glomeromycota; Glomeromycetes; Diversisporales; Gigasporaceae. The record is from the annotation of a GenBank genome assembly.
UAUUCAAAUUUGAAACUGAUGAAAAUUGUGUUGUAGUGAGUGCAUUAGGAGUUAAAUUUGAUGAAAAUGGUGAAGUAGCAAGUGAAUUAGAAGUCGAUGUACCAAAAGUAUUAAAAUUUGGAGUUGAUGAAUUAAAUUGUGUAGUAGUAAGUGAAUUAGAAGCCGAUGUAUUAAAAGUAUUCAAAUUUGGAGUUGAUGAAUUAAAUUGUGUGGUAAUAAGUGGACUAGAAUUCAGUGCACUAAAAGUAUUCAAAUUUGGAGUUGAAGAAUUAAAUUGC